This is a messenger RNA of Vigna radiata var. radiata (mung bean), 7016 nucleotides long. RefSeq lists its product as uncharacterized. The record is from RefSeq and is a predicted model, not a curated record. The transcript is spliced from 26 exons. Lineage: Eukaryota; Viridiplantae; Streptophyta; Magnoliopsida; Fabales; Fabaceae. Bases 182 to 6652 code for a protein of 2156 amino acids.
UGGAAGGUCCAAAACAUAUUGAAGGCUUGGUUUGGGUUUUCCUUUCUUCUUUCCAGUGUUGUUAUCUGUGUCUCCCUGAGUGACACAAUCACAGUGCAACGGAACCAAUGCAUAACAUUAAAACCAUAAAACCCUAACGAUUUUUGUGUUGUGAAUUGUGAUUAUUGAUUGAAUCGGUGGAAUGGAAGUGGAGUUGGAGCCUCGCGUGAAGGCGCUUCCGUUCAAGGUGAAAGCCACGUCGCGAGAAUCGCCGUCGCAGAAAGCUCUCCAUGUCCUCGACACAGACCUCCGUACUCAUUGGUCCACCGCCACCAACACCAAGGAGUGGAUUCUUCUAGAACUCGACGAGCCUUGCUUGUUGUCGCAUAUACGGAUUUAUAACAAGUCUGUACUUGAGUGGGAGAUUGCGGUUGGCUUACGUUACAAGCCAGAGACAUUCCAGAAAGUUCGCCCACGUUGUGAAGCACCUAGACGUGACAUGACCUACCCUACAAGUUACACUCCAUGCCGAUAUGUGAGGAUAUCUUGUUUGCGUGGAAAUCCCAUUGCCAUUUUCUUUGUUCAGCUAAUAGGAGUUUCUGUGCCUGGUCUUGAGGCUGAAUUUCAACCAGUUGUGAAUUAUUUAUUACCUCAUAUUUUAUCUCACAAACAGGAUCCUCAUGAUAUUCAUCUCCAGUUGUUGCAAGAUGUGACAAGUCGGUUGCUUGUAUUUCUUCCACAAUUAGAGACAGAGCUUUCCAGCUUUCCAGAUAAUCCUGAAUCUAACCUACGAUUUCUUGCCAUGCUUGCUGGUCCUCUUUAUCCUAUUCUUCAUGUGGUAAAUGAAAGGACAAAUUCAAAACCUCCAGGCAAUAUCACUGAUCUUGAUGUCUCUAAAAGCAGUCAACUGUCACCGAUACUAACAGUUUCCUCUAACUUUGAGCCAAGGAGAUCACGCAGUACAUCACCUUUAAUUUUAUCUCCAUACCGUGCCAUAGUUUUUAGGCCAGAUGCAAUUUUUGUGCUUCUGAGAAAGGCAUAUAAAUAUUCUGAACUGGGCUCUGUUUGUAGAAUGGCAUCUAAAAUUAUGCUCAAGCUCAUAAAUCCUGAUACUGAUCAUGAUAUAUCAAACCCUCUGGACGAAGUAACUUCUCUUUUGGAAGAUAAAUUAAAUUUGGAACUGUCUAGUCCUUUAACUUUAGUUGAUUACUCAAACCUGUUUGGAGACGAAUUCCGUAUGCAAGAUGAGCAGUGGGAUUGCAGCUAUCUUAAUGUAUUAGAUAUGGCGGUGGUAGAGGAAGGGAUCCUACAUGUCCUUUAUUCUUGUGCAUCACAGCCUGUUCUUUGCAGCAAGUUGGCAGAGAGAUCCUCGGACUUUUGGGCUGCACUACCACUUAUACAAGCUCUGCUGCCAGCUCUGCGCCCAUGGGUGAGCAAUUCUUUUGAUGUUGUUGAUGAUACAUUUUCUCAGUGGAAACAACCUAUUGUUCAACAGGCUUUAUCUCAGAUUGUUGCUACAGCAACAUCAGCCACGUAUCGUACGCUUGUUCAUGCUUGUGCUGGUUAUCUGACAUCGUACUCACCGUCUCAUGCUAGGGCUGCUUGUGUACUGAUUGAUCUGUGUUCUGGUGUGCUAGCACCAUGGAUGACUCAGGUGAUUGCAAAGGUUGAUCUCGCAUUGGAGCUUUUGGAGGAUCUUUUGGGUAUAAUCCAGGAUGCUCACAAUUCACUUGUUCGUGCUCGUGCUGCCUUGAAAUAUAUAGUGCUAGCUUUGUCGGGGCACAUGGAUGACAUACUAGGAAAAUAUAAGGAAGUUAAACACAAAAUCCUCUUUCUUGUUGAGAUGCUGGAUCCUUUUCUUGAUCCUGCAAUAGCUGUGUCAAAAAGCAAAAUAGCAUUUGGAGAUUUAGCUUCCUCAUUUCCAGAAAAGCAAGAACAGAAUUGUACAAUUGCUCUAAAUAUCAUCCGUACUGCUGUACGAAAGCCAGCUGUGCUGCCUUCGUUGGAAUCAGAAUGGAGGAAUGGAUCUGUGGCUCCUAGUGUGCUUCUAUCAAUAUUGGAACCGCACAUGUUUUUGCCACCUGAUGUUGACCUUUGCAAGUCAGUUUUACGACCAACUGACCAUGAAACUGCAUCUAUUUCACCUCUUUCCUCUGGCAUUAAUGGUGGAGGUACUUUUUCUAAGUCAAUUGGUCAAGAUGAUUCUGAUGGAAAAACAGAUGUUUCAGAAACAGCAGGAAAAUCUGAUUCUGCUGAAGAUCGUAGUCUACUUUUUUCCCCACCCGAACUGCAGAGUAUGACCUUGACAAAUUUCUCUAAUGUUCCUAAGCAAAAUAGCUCUAUUUCUAGCAUUGGUGAUAUGAACUUGGAAUCGAAAAACAUGGCUGAGAAACAUUCCACCGAUCAUUUUCUUAAUAAUAUCUUGGAUGCUGGCCUUGGUUUUGAAUACUUCAACGUGCAGGCAGAUUAUUUCCAACUUCUGAACUAUAAUGAUUCUGAACUUCGUGCUUCUGAGUUUAGACGCCUGGCUUUAGAUUUGCAUUCUCAGAGUGAUGUCACUAUUGAAAGCCAUGAUGCUGCAAUUGAUGCUCUGUUGUUAGCUGCCGAAUGUCAUGUAAAUCCUUAUUUUAUUUCUUCUAUUGGAGCCUCUUCAAAACUUACUGACUUGUUGAACAUCAAUGAAUUUAAAACAGCGCAUCCUCGUGAUAAAGCUAAAGUGAAAAGAACUUCUGGAAAGAAUAAACCUAAUCUAGACACUAUUGCACAUAUAGAGAGAAAAAGAGAUAAACUUGUUUUUGAGAUACUGCUUGAGGCAGCUGAAUUGGACAGGAAAUAUAACGUAAGAGUAUCUGGUGGAGAAAUUGGUCCUUAUUCUGCUGAAGGUUUUGAUGAACAGAUUAUAAAACUGUCUCCCCUAGAUGUACAAUAUGCUGAUGCUCUAACCUUAGUUCGGCAAAACCAAGCCCUACUAUGUAAUUUUUUGAUCCAACGGUUGCAGGGAGACCAAAUCUCAAUGCAUGAAAUUCUCCUGCAGAGUCUUGUGUACUUUUUGCACACUGGCACUAAAUUAUAUUGUCCUCCAGAACAUGUGAUUGAUAUCAUUAUAAAAUAUACUGAAGACUUGAACAGGCUGCUGGCAUCUUUUCAUCACCAGCUGAAAGAAAGUAGUUUGAAUUUAACACAGGAAAGAAUGAAAGGGGUAGAGCGACGUUGGUUACUGCUACAGAGAUUGGUAAUCGCAGCAAGUGGUGGAGGUGAAGAGCAUCAUUUUGGAAAUAAUAUACAAAAUAAUUACUUGUGUGGAAAUUUAAUUCCUUCUUCAGCAUGGAUGAAGAGAAUUUCUCAUUUUUCUGGUUCUUUAUACCCUUUGGUUAGAUUUCUUGGUUGGAUGGCAAUAUCUCGUAAUGCAAAACAGUAUUUGAAAGACCACAUUUUCCUUGCAUUUGAUCUGUCUCAGCUGACAUCUUUACUAUCCAUUUUUGCUGAUGACCUAGCUGUUGUUGAUGAUGUUGUCAGUAAAAAGUAUGAAGAGCUAAAAGUUGAAGAUUCACAGGUUGAAAACAGUUCUGCUAAAACAGAGUUUGAACGAGGUAAUCAAUGUGAUGAGGAACGAUCCUUUUGUGCAAUAUAUCCGGAGCUCUGGAAGUUCUUUCCUAAUAUGAAAAGGAAAUUCAAAUCUUUUGGAGAAGCCAUUUUAGAAGCUGUUGGUUUGCAGCUGAGAUCUGUUCCUUCCACUCUGGUGCCUGAUGUUUUGUGUUGGUUUUCAGAGUUGUGUUUGUGGCCAUUUUCUUUUGCUUCUUCAAUUGGAAGUGAUCAUUUAAAAGGUUAUAAUGCUAAGAAUGCCAGAGCCAUAAUCCUUUAUAUACUUGAAGCUAUUAUAGUUGAACACAUGGAAGCUAUGGUUCCAGAGGCUCCCAAGCUAGUUCAAGUGCUUGUGUCACUCUCAAGUUCUACGUACUGUGAUGUGUCAUUUCUUGAUUCUGUUUUGCGUUUGUUGAAACCUAUCCUUUCUUAUUCUUUGUCCAAGAUUUCUCAUGAUGAAAAUUUAUUGGAUGGUGAUUCUUGUCUGAAUUUUGAGGAAUUGUGCUUUAACACUCUUCUCAUGAAAAUAAAACAAAAGAGUGAGGUCGAGCACAAUUCUGAAGAUAAAGGAUACAAUACAGCACUGGCUAUUUUUAUUUUGGCAUCAAUCUUUCCUGAUUUAUCUCUUCGAUAUAGGAGGGAGUUUUUGCAGUCUUUAUUAAAUCUGGCAAACUUUACAGCUUUUGCCCCAACAACUUCUUUCUUUGAUUAUCUCAGUGCAUUUCAAUGUGUUAUGGAUAAUUGCAAAUUACUAUUAGUGAAUAACUUAAAAGAAUUGGGUGUGGUUCCUCUUCAGCUAUCCCCCUAUCCUCAUUCAAAUGGUGAUGGACUUUCUGAAGAUAACUUAAAACCAAAUUCAUGGUUUCUUAGUGAUGUCUGUCUCAUUGUUUAUGAGAGUGAUGUUCAUAAUGUAGAUAGUAACAACUCUAUUGCUGAUGUUGGUCAUUGUGAAAUACCUUCUGAUUAUUUAGAAGGAUUUUGUAAGGACAUAGAGGGUCUCAUUUCAAACUUUAAUCCAGCUAUUGAGCGCUGUUGGAAUCUUCAUCCUCAAAUAAGUAGAAAAGUAUCAAUAGCAUCAGCCGAAUGCUAUGUCUUUUCAAAAUGUUUGACAUCAGUUUCUCAAAAGUUUCAUAAAGCUGAAGAUGAUCAAAAUUCUUCAAUCGAGUCAUCUGACAUGUUCACACUUCAUUGGAGAAUUGGUCUUCAAGGCCUUUGUGAAUUGGCUGUUAUGCUUCAAGAAAGCAGUUGCUGGGAAGUUUCUUGCUUGAUGCUUGAUUGUUUACUUGGAGUGCCAUAUAGCUUUUGCCUGGAUGGUGUGGUAGGCAUCAUCUGUUCCACAAUAAAAAAUGUUUCUUGCUGUGCGCCAAAAAUCUCUUGGCGUGUGCAGAGUGAUAAGUGGUUAACUUCUUUAAUUGCUAGAGGCAUCUAUAACAUUCAAGAAAGUGAAGUUCCUCUUAUUGACCUAUUUUGUACACUGCUGGUCCAUGCCGAACCUGAGCAACGUUUUAUAGCAGUUAAGCAUUUGGGAAUACUUCUUGGCCAGUGUACAAACGGAGAAAGAGCUGUGAUGAACUCUAAAAUUUGCUCUGACUUCAUUCCAAAUAAGUUAGUUUUAUCCAUUCCUGAUUAUGUUUUAUCUCGUCUGGUUUCUAGUACUUGGGAUGAAGUUGUUGUACUGGCCUCAUCUGAUAUGUCAGUACAUUUAAGGGUUCAUGCGAUGGCUCUUCUUUCAAAUUACAUUCCAUUUGCUGAGCGCCAUCACUUGCAAUCUUUUCUUGUGGCAGCUGAUGGCAUAUGUUGUUUGUGUAAUGCACAACCAUCUCAAGAUGGUCCUUUCUUGCAACUUUCAUUAACACUUAUUGCUUAUGCCUGCUUGUACUCACCAGCUGAAGAUAUUUCUUUGAUUCCUCAAAAUUUAUGGGAAAAUAUUGAAACUUUGGGGUCUACAAAACAUGAUGGCAAGCUCGGAGACCUUGAAAAGAGGACAUGUCAAGUCCUGUGUAGAUUGAGGGAUGAAGGAGAUGAUGCCAAAGAGGCCCUGAAAGAAGUGCUUACUUCGUAUUCUUCAAAGCAGUAUGACCCAGACUUUGCUAAUACACGUGAAUCUAUUAAUCAGGUACUUGGCAAUUUAACAGCAGUGCACUCAUAUUUUGAUUUAUUCUCAUGGAAGAUCGAGCAAGAUGAUAUGGAGCUCGAGGAGGCUGAGUUGGAGCUAGACAUUAUACGAAAGGAACAUUCAUUACCAGGAAGAAUGGAGGAUUCCAAAGAAUUGAGUCAGAUUCCAGCCAACAAAAAGGAUGUGUCAAGGCUUCAGCAAAUCAAAGAGUGCAUCCAUUCCCUAGAAAAGUCCAAACUUAAAGAAGAUAUUGCAGCCCGUAGGCAAAAGAAACUACUUAUGAGACAAGCCCGUCAAAAACAUUUGGAAGAAGUGGCUUUACGGGAAGCAGAACUUCUACAAGAACUUGAUAGGGAAAGAACAGUUGAAAUGGAAAAGGAGUUGGAAAGACAAAGAUUGCUAGAAAUAGAGCGUGCUAAAACAAAGGAAUUGCGUUACAAUCUGGACAUGGAGAAGGAGAGGCAAACACAGAGAGAACUACAGCGUGAGAUAGAGCAAGCAGAAUCAGGACUUCGACCUUCUCGGCGUGAUUUUUCAUCCUCCACUCAGAAUAGCCGACCCAGGGAUAGAUUCCGCGAAAGAGAAAAUGGAAGAUCUGGUAACGAAGGGAGCACUAGAGCUGGUAGUGGAAGCUUACAGUCUGAAAUUCCUUCCACCAGCUCAUCAAUUGUACCCUCACCGACUAUAGUUCUUUCAGGAUCUCGGACAUUCACGGGACAACUUCCUACUAUUUUACAGUCGCGUGACCGACAGGAUGACACCGGCAGCAUGUACGAAGAAAAUGUUGACGGAAGCAAGGAUUCAGGGGACACCAGCAGCAUUGGAGAUCCGGAAUUAGUAUCAGCAUUUGAAGGCCCGUCUAGUGGAUACGGUUCUCAAAGGCACAGUUCAAGAGGAAGCAAGUCAAGGCAACUUGGAGAACGUAGGGACAGAGACAGCAGACGUGAAGGGAAAUGGGAAAGGAAACAUUCUUAGCUACUGAGCAUGGAGUUGUGUAUAUAGUAUAACAAUAUAUACAUGCGCAAAACCAAACCGUGGGAAUGGACAUUUGUACAACUUUAAUUUGUGCAGAACCUUGGGCAGCAUGUCUCUUUGGUCCUGCUACAUGGUUAAACAGUGUUGUAGAUUAGUAUGUAUAGCUGAAUUAGAUGUUGGUCCAUGUUUCUGUUCAAUAGACAUAGAUUAUUCACAUGCCUCCAACCACUGUAAAUGAUUGAAAUUUGAUUGUGACUGUAAGGUUUACUCUGUGACCAAAUUUGUUUUUCAUCUGUUGUAAUAGAUUCCUGGAUUGUAACUGUUUUUAUUAAUGGUGUUCAAUAAAGUAGUUGUUGGAUACCAA